Messenger RNA from Artibeus jamaicensis (Jamaican fruit-eating bat), 4313 nucleotides. RefSeq lists its product as uncharacterized. NCBI's taxonomy places the organism in Eukaryota, Metazoa, Chordata, Mammalia, Chiroptera, Phyllostomidae. The record is from RefSeq and is a predicted model, not a curated record. The coding region runs from base 328 to 4008 and encodes 1226 amino acids. The transcript has 26 exons.
AGGUUGUCCUUGGGCCAGUUCAGAUCGAUGUUCCACAAUAUGCCCCAAAUGUCCUUGUAAAUCUUUCAUAAAAGAUUGUAUUCAUUUAUUUUUGGAGAGAUGAGAAGAGAAGGAGAAAGAAGGGAGAGAAACAUCAAUGUGUGAUUGACUCUUAAGCAUCUCCUACUGAGGACCUGGACCAAAACUCAUGCAUGCGUCAUAGACUUGGAAGCGAUCCAGCAACACUUUGGAUUGCAGAAGUCCAAGGAGGAUAUCGUAGAGCUGGCUGAUGGCUUCUCUUAUGCCAUUGGCCUGUACAGUGGACCAGUGCCCCAGGCCAGGAACACCAUGCAGUGCCGGGCUGAGAGCUCCCAUGAUGACAUACUUGAGGAGCUAGUGCACGAGAAGGACCAUAACAUCUACAAGGUAAAGGUACAGGUGCACCAGACCUACACCACCAACCAGCAACAGGCUCAGAGUUUGAAUGAAGACAUCUUGGAAGAGCUUGUCAAUGGAUUUAACCAUUCUACUGCACUAGACAAGGGCAAGGUGCUUUGGUCCACUGAUGCCAGCAUAUGUUGCUCUGAGGGUGCAUCUGAGUUGACACUGAAAUUGACAGAACCCUGCCGACUGCGGGCCCUCCAGGGAGGCACAAUGAAGAUAUUGGCGGAGUUCGUGUCUCCAGCGAUGAAGGGUGGAAACUUCUCCCACCUGUCUACCUUCGGGACCCUGCAGCCAUCCUUCUCCCGAGCCCUAGUGCUCUUGGGUGAUCUGCUGACUUGGUCCUGUCCUUCAGCCAUUGGUUCUGAUACAAUCAGCAUCGUAGGGACACCUCUAGACCUACUGAAUAAUAACGUCAAUGGACAUGGUUCAAGGGCCAAGUCUUCUCCAAUGGGCCCCUGGCCAGUCCAGGUCCAGGAGUUUGGAGAGCCCCUACAUUUGUCCUUCUUCCAUCUGAAGCUGGUCUUGUGCGAGGCCCACCUUCUUUGUGUAGAUCUGGAGUAUCCUGAGCCCCUGGAUGUAAGAGCAGAAGGUGAGGGAAGUACAAGUCCGGGUGAUGAUCUAGGACAGCCACCUGCAGAGCUGAGACUCACUGCAGAGUUACAGGAAGAACUUGCUCAAGGGCUAGUGCCUGUGUCAGCCAGAGGCCUAGCCCUUGGUAGACCUGGUCUGAAGAACUCCCAGAAGCCAGGAUGCAGACAUCUUUGUGACAGUCACAUCUUGAUGGUUUUGGUGAAAGAGUUGAAUUACUCUUCUUUGUCGGAGAAGUGGAAGAUGCAUGAGGCCAAUGACAGCAGACAGUGCCUCCCUGAGAAGUCCAAGGAGGACAUCGUAGAGCUGGCUGAUGGCUUCUCUUAUGCCAUUGGUCUGUACAGUAGACCAGUGCCCCAGGCCAGGAACACCAUGCAGUGCCGGGCUGAGAGCUCCCAUGAUGACAUACUUGAGGAGCUAGUGCACGAGAAGGACCAUAACAUCUACAAGGUAAAGGUACAGGUGCACCAGACCUACAUCACCAACCAUCAACAGGCUCAGAGUUUGAAUGAAGACAUCUUGGAAGAGCUUGUCAAUGGAUUUAACUAUUCUACUGCACUAGACAAGGGCAAGGUGCUUUGGUCCACUGAUGCCAGCAUAUGUUUCCCUGAGGGUGCAUCUGUGUUGACACUGAAAUUGACAGAACCCUGCAGACUGCGGGCCCUCCAGGGAGGCAUAAUGAAGACAUUGGCGGAGUUCAUGUCUCCAGCUAUGAAGGGUAGAAACUUCUCCCACCUGUCUACCUUCAGGACCCUGCAGCCAUCCUUCUGCCGAGACCUAGUGCUCCUGGAUGAUCUGCUGACUUGGUCCUGUCCUUCAACCAUUGGUUCUGAUACAAUCAGCAUCGUAGGGACGCCUCUAGCCCUACUGAAUAAUAAUGCGAAUGGACGUGGUUCAAGGGCAAAGUCUCCUCCAAUGGGCCCCUGGCCAGUCCAGGUCCAGGAGUUCGGAGAGCCCCUACGUUUGUCCUUGCAUCUGAAGCUGGCCUUGUGGGAGGCCCACCUUCUUUGUGUGGAUCUGGAAUAUCCCGAGCCCCAGGAUGUAAGAGCAGAAGAGCCACCUGCAGAGCUGAGACUCACUGCAGAGUUACAGGAAGGACUUGCUCAAGGGCUAGUGCCUGUGUCAGCCAGAGGCCUAGCCCUUGGUAGUCCUGGUCUGAAGAACUCCCAGAAGCCUGGAUGCAGACAUCUUUGUGACAGUCACAUCUUGAUGGCGUUGGUGAAUGAGUUGAAUUACUCUUCUUUGUCGGAGAAGUGGAAGAUGCAUGAGGCCAAUGACAGCAGACAGUGCCUCCCUGAGACUGCAAGUGGAGACAUCAUGCACCAGCUGGUGACACCAACCACUCUAUGUAUGAUCUUGAGCACACUUCAAGAGUCUUUGUCUUCCUGCCACCCCAAGAGUGUGCAUGUACGACAGUACCACUCUUUUGUGCAGUCCUGGAUUGUGAAGUCCAAGGAGGACAUCGUAGAGCUGGCUGAUGGCUUCUCUUAUGCCAUUGGCCUGUACAGUGGACCAGUGCCCCAGGCCAGGAACACCAUGCAGUGCCGGGCUGAGAGCUCCCAUGAUGACAUACUUGAGGAUCUAGUGCAUGAGAAGGACCAUAACAUCUACAAGGUAAAGGUACAGGUGCACCAGACCUACAUCACCAACCAUCAACAGGCUCAGAGUUUGAAUGAAGACAUCUUGGAAGAGCUUGUCAAUGGAUUUAACUAUUCUACUGCACUAGACAAGGGCAAGGUGCUUUGGUCCACUGAUGCCAGCAUAUGUUUCCCUGAGGGUGCAUCUGUGUUGACACUGAAAUGGACAGAACCCUGUAGACUGCAGGCCCUCCAGGGAGGCAUAAUGAAGACAUUGGCGGAGUUCGUGUCUCCAGUGAUGAAGGGUAGAAACUUCUCCCACCUGUGUACCUUCAGGACCCUGCAGCCAUCCUUCUACCGAGACCUAGUGCUCCUGGAUGAUCUGCUGACUUGGUCCUGUCCUUUAUCCAUUGGUUCUGAUAUAAUCAGCAUCGUAGGGACACCUCUAGGCCUACUGAAUAAUAAAGUCAAUGGACGUGGUUCAAGGGCAAAGUCUUCUCCAAUGGGCCCCUGGCCAGUCCAGGUGCAGGAGUUCGGAGAGCCCCUACGUUUGUCCUUCUUGCAUCUGAAGCUGGCCUUGUGCGAGGCCCACCUUCUUUGUGUGGAUCUGGAGUAUCCCGAGCCCCAGGAUGUAAGAGCAGAAGAGCCACCUGCAGAGCUGAGACUCACUGCAGAGUUACAGGAAGGACUUGCUCAAGGGCUAGUGCCUGUGUCAGCCAGAGGCCUAGCCCUUGGCAGACCUGGUCUGAAGAACUCCCAGAAGCCAGGAUGCAGACAUCUUUGUGACAGUCACAUCUUGAUGGCGUUGGUGAAUGAGUCGAAUUACUCUUCUUUGUCGGAGAAGUGGAAGAUGCAUGAGGCCAAUGACAGCAGACAGUGCCUCCCUGAGGCUCUCAAGGGACCAAUGCUGAAGAACGUGGCAGAUAUUGUGGCUCUAGAUUUCCUCAGUGGAAACAUCUCUCUCCUCACCAUGUUCAAUUCCAGACAUGCAGCUUUUUCCAGAUCCCAAAUGUUCCUGGAUGAUCUGCUUUCUCGGACUAUUGCUUCUCCAGAAGGAGCCUGGCUGGACCAGGUUCAGGAGUUUAGCCAGCCCCUACGUUUGUCUUGGUUCCAUCUGAAGCAGGACUUGGUGUCCUUCAACUUUGCUGAUUCACAGCAGCUGUGGGAGGCCCAAGUACUUGGGGUCAAUCUGGAAUAUCCAGCGCCCCAGGGUGCUUCACCAGAAGAUGCACUUUCAGAGUUUGAGGGCAGUGCCCAUCCACAGGAAGUAUAUGCAGACUUGCUAGCACCUCGUCCAGCUAGUUGUCUCACCCUGGCCUGGCCUGGCCUGAUGCAGUGCCUGAAAGCAGGAUGGAGGCUUUUGGUGUGCUUUAUUUUCCUUGCCCUCUUAGGAGUUCUAAGCUUUAUCCUAAAUAAAUAAGAGAAUCAUACCCCCACAAGAGAUUUAUAACAGCCUAAAUGAUAAUUUUCAGCAAUACCAGUUUGUAUAAAACAAUAAUUUAUGAAAUAAAAUAUUGUCAAAGAAAUAAAAAUAAUGCUGUUCAUUAGACAGUAGUGUGGACAAUAUGUGCUCAUAUACAUAACAUUUUGUAUAUACAUAUAUGGGCGAUUGUAAAAACUGUUCACUAUAGCACAUAAUUUUUAAACUAACUCCUGAAACAGAGUUAAAGCUUGUACUUCAACAAAUAUAAAGUGAUAGAAUCAUGAAAUCAAGUUAGAAAUGUA